Molecule: messenger RNA, 870 nt
Organism: Chinchilla lanigera (long-tailed chinchilla)
Lineage: Eukaryota; Metazoa; Chordata; Mammalia; Rodentia; Chinchillidae
Gene: Gadd45a
Product: growth arrest and DNA-damage-inducible, alpha
Biological process (GO): regulation of cell cycle
Cellular component (GO): nucleus; cytoplasm
Source: RefSeq, a predicted model, not a curated record
ACGUGGUGCUGUGCCUGCUGGCGGCCGACGAGGACGACGACAGGGACGUGGCGCUGCAGAUCCACUUCACCCUGAUCCAGGCGUUCUGCUGCGAGAACGACAUCGACAUCCUGCGCGUCAGCAACCCGGGCCGCCUGGCCGAGCUGCUGCUGCUGGGCGCCGACCCGGGCGGCGCGGGCGCUGCGCAGCCCCCGGACCUGCACUGCGUGCUGGUGACGAAUCCGCACGCGUCGAAGUGGAAGGACCCGGCCCUGAGUCAGCUCAUUUGUUUUUGCCGGGAGAGCCGGUACAUGGACCAGUGGGUCCCGGUGAUCAACCUCCCCGAGCGGUGAUGCGGCCCCCGCGAGGACCGAGCCGAGCCGCGUGGCGCGGAAGUUUGGAAACACCUUUGUAGUUACUGCGCAGUUACCCCGCACGGACGCUGGAUUACGGAAACUGAGGCCGAGGGGCUGAGGGAGCUCGGCUGCUCGUCCUGGGGGCCGCAGUGGUAGAAGACUUUGGAGACACGUGGAGGAGAGGGGGGGAGGAGCCGCGUGGAAACCGAAAUCCGAGUUGGAAGGAACGAAACUCUGAAAGAUCCGAGCUGGAGGCAGGCUGUGUGCAUUUAGGACGGCCUCGUUCCGCUAAACCCAGCCACGCGUGCUCUGCCCAGUUCAAACGAGCUGCCCUGGUCUGGGUAUUUAGGGUUCCUACGCGCUCAAGGAAACCCGCACGGGGUUCAUAUCACCUUCAGACCGUAUUUGAUGAGAUGUUAAAUUCUCAAAAGUUUUAUUGUAAAUUGCACUAAGUUAUUUUAUGAUGUGAAAGAUUAUUUAUGCUAUUCAAGUUUUUGAGUCACAAUACCUGAAUAAAGCAGUAUGGAAUAAUUGC